GAAUGCAGACUGUUUUACACGUUUACGCUUCAUUGCUCCUGGUGACUGGUCAGCAUCUCGUGGUCAGUCAACCAUCCUACACGGGAACAUGUCAACCGAUGGCCACUUCAAUGUGUGACACGAUGCCUUACAAUAGGGCGUUCAUGCCGAACAGAUAUGGACAUACGGAGACGGAUGAAGCAGUGCUGGAAGUCCAACAGUUCUUACCGGUUGUUGAAAGCGGAUGUAGUCCUGCUCUGCGGCCAUUCUUGUGCUCUUUGUAUUUACCGUCUUGCAGCCCAAGGGGUGGCGGACUCCAGCCUUGUGCCGGCCUUUGUAGACGGGCUAGAGGGAGUUGCGAUUCAGUCAUGGAAUCUUUCGGAUAUGUUUGGCCGCGCUCUCUGGAUUGUCACAAUUUUCCAGAAAAUUAUCGAUGUUUUGACAUAGAAUGAGAUCUACAGUAUUAACGUAUACUUAUUUUGCAAUUAUAUUUCAAAUUUAGAAUUCAUAUAAAGUCACUCUCAAAAUAUUUUAAUUAGCAACGAAAGAGACCGUUAAUUUCUGGAGCCAGUUACAGUAACGGUCACAACGAGAAAGUUCUUUAACUUAUUACAAAAGAAAAUAUUCUAGUUCUUUUCAUAAAAUGAAACUACGACAUUUGCAUUCAAAUUUCCUAAAAUAUGGAAGGAUCACAUUUGGAGAAAUCGUGCCAGAGUUCAAAUAAGGAAACAUAUCUUUUCUGUACGGCUAGUAAGAUUGUAGAACAGUCUUCCAACAGAUGCAAUAUCAGCACCAUUUGUUAAUAUAUUAAAAACAAAAUUGAUAAACAUUAGGUUGAUUGGGAAAUAAGUUGUAAUUCCAGAGCUAAAAUACUAUGUUAAACAUAUUUUGUCUAGAACUUAACGUAUAUAUUUUAAUAUACAAUGUAUAUUUGUAUAUAUUUUAUGAAAUCAUAAUCGAGUCCUGUGUAGAGGAUAUUGAGAUCCUUUAUCGUAAAUCUAUACCAAAGUUGUACAGAUAUUGGAAACUAGACAUUAUUAAAAAAUAAAGACACAAAAAUCU
Molecule: messenger RNA, 1041 nt
Organism: Pecten maximus
Lineage: Eukaryota; Metazoa; Mollusca; Bivalvia; Pectinida; Pectinidae
Product: frizzled-7-like
Exons: 2
Coding region: 3-431 (142 amino acids)
Biological process (GO): canonical Wnt signaling pathway; non-canonical Wnt signaling pathway
Cellular component (GO): cytoplasm
Molecular function (GO): Wnt-protein binding
Source: RefSeq, a predicted model, not a curated record